This is a messenger RNA of Coregonus clupeaformis (lake whitefish), 1398 nucleotides long. RefSeq names its product NADH-cytochrome b5 reductase 3. Bases 235 to 1134 code for a protein of 299 amino acids. Gene Ontology annotation, molecular function: FAD binding; oxidoreductase activity. The record is from RefSeq and is a predicted model, not a curated record. Gene Ontology annotation, cellular component: mitochondrion. Lineage: Eukaryota; Metazoa; Chordata; Actinopteri; Salmoniformes; Salmonidae. The transcript is spliced from 9 exons.
AGAAGAAAAAAAACUCAGAGUGGGGAAAAUCGUUUUGGACGGUCAUCCAACUCGGAAUUCCAACUCGGGAAUUCUGGCCUCUUUCUAGAACUCCAACUUUCCGACCUUACGAUCACCGACGUUUUCUGAGUUCCCAGUUGCCUUAAAAGCACCACAGUCAGUACUUUGACAGCGCGACGGUUUGUCCUCGGAGAACAGACUUUUCGCUGUUGCCUUUAAAAUACCAAAAACAAGAUGCUCUCUUACAUCAUUGGGCUCAUUCGAAGCAGUAUCGACAACAUCAUCAACCUCAUCCUGAGCCUCUUCCUCUCAAAGAAGAAACCUGCCAUCACCCUAGAGGACCCCAACAUCAAAUAUGCAUUAAAGCUGAUAGAUAAAGAGAUCAUCAGUCAUGACACAAGGAAAUUCCGUUUUGUCUUGCGGGAGAAGGAUCAUGUCCUUGGGCUUCCCAUUGGGCAACACAUAUUCCUGUCUGCCAAGCCGGACGGAGUCCUGGUGGUCCGACCGUACACACCUGUGUCUAGUGAUGACGACGUAGGCUUCGUAGACCUGGUAGUCAAGAUUUACUACAAGAACGUUAAUCCAAAGUUUCCUGAAGGUGGGAAGAUGAGUCAGUACUUGGAGAGCCUCCGGAUUGGCGACACCAUUGAUUUCAGAGGGCCCAGCGGCCUGCUGGUCUACCUAGGAAACGGGGCUUUUGCCAUCAAGGCAGAAAAAAAGGCGGAGCCUGUAAUCAAAACCGCCAAGCAAGUGGGCAUGAUCGCAGGAGGGACCGGAAUCACUCCCAUGCUGCAGAUCAUCACAGCUAUAAUGAAGGAUCCCCAGGACCAGACUGUGUGUCACCUGCUCUUCGCCAACCAGACUGAGAAAGACAUCUUGCUUCGACCUGAGUUGGAGGAGAUCGCAGCAAAUCACCCAACCCGAUUCAAGCUGUGGUUCACCCUGGACAGAGCGCCUGAGGAGUGGGAGUACAGCCAAGGCUUCAUCAGUGAGGACAUGGUGAGGGACCACCUUCCACCCCCCGGAGACGACACUCUCAUCCUCCUGUGCGGACCCCCUCCCAUGAUCCAGUUUGCCUGCAACCCCAACCUGGACAAAGUGGGCCACGCCAGCAGCCGGAGGUUCACCUUUUAAAGGCCACCCCAGGCGAGGGGUUAAAGAGGGGUUCCCCAGGGCUCAAUGAUCCGCUACACCCAACAUUUAUUAAAACGCUCUUGCAUCAGCGCUUGAUCAUCUAUUGAAAUAAUUUCACUCAUCCUACAGCAGAAUUGGUGUGGACCAUUUUCUGUAAUUUGGUGUGCCUCAAUUUCCAAAACCGAAUCCUGAAAUGAGUGGUGUCCAAAGCAUUUUCUGUUGAUCAGUGAUUUCUGAUUAAAAGGAUUAUAUUUCUGAAUUUAA